CACUACUAGCAAGAUCAUAUAUUUCAGCAGCUAUGAGCCAGCACAUUGGGAAGCCCUAUGGAUCUGCAGUGACUUUGUUCCUUUUCUUCCUCCUGGUGGAUGUCGGUGCUAGUGAUGGAAACACAAGCAAAGAGAAUGCAACGGUAUCUCACAGAACACAGGCUCCACUGCUGACUGAGCGAUGGCAAUUUUCUGUGACUCAAACACCAGCCAAGGAAAAAGCCAAAGAGGGUGAAACUGUGGUCUUGAAUUGUCACUUUAACAGCCCACAGCAUCCUUCCCUGACUGGUCUGUCAGUGAGGUGGUACAAAGAAGAUGAAAAGGGACAGACAAACCUGCUAGAUAACAAUGUGACCAUGCUGCCAAAUAAUUCUAGGGUUUUCAUGAGCGGAGACUCGUCCCAAGGGACUGUCUCCCUGGUGAUCCUCAAUGUGACAACCAGUGACCACGGUAUCUAUUUCUGUGAGGUUACACUUCCAGAUAAGAAGGUGAUGACAGGAGAUGGGACAAAGCUGAGGAUCAGGAGGGCUCUAGGCUUGUUUGGUAUAGAAGAAUCUAUUGGAACAAUCAUUGGGGUUGUGGCAGCUGGUAUUGGAGGCCUAGGAGUUCUGAUUAUCAUUUUAACCCCACAGCUAAGGAGAUGCAUCCUCUGCAUGAAACAAGGCUCUCAACAAGCAUAGCUUGACCUGCAGAGCUUCACGAAACACCAGAAGAUGCAAAGGCUAAGCACAAAGUAAUUUAUCAUGCCCUGUAAGCCAAAAAGGAGGCUCUAGAUGUAAUAAAAGCUUUUGCCUCAGCACA
Molecule: messenger RNA, 801 nt
Organism: Tympanuchus pallidicinctus (lesser prairie-chicken)
Lineage: Eukaryota; Metazoa; Chordata; Aves; Galliformes; Phasianidae
Exons: 4
Coding region: 33-680 (215 amino acids)
Cellular component (GO): membrane
Source: RefSeq, a predicted model, not a curated record